Molecule: messenger RNA, 439 nt
Organism: Girardinichthys multiradiatus
Lineage: Eukaryota; Metazoa; Chordata; Actinopteri; Cyprinodontiformes; Goodeidae
Product: sperm protamine P1-like
Exons: 5
Coding region: 16-378 (120 amino acids)
Source: RefSeq, a predicted model, not a curated record
GUUUUGAACUGCUCCAUGUCAUGCAAGGCUUUCAAGUUUUGUAACUGUCAAAUUUGCCAAGUGGGCCGAGCGACAGAAACAUUCCCACAUUCUUCUUCUCAAACACUGCUUUAUAAACAUAGAGGUGACACUGACUUUAAGCACAAGUUCUCUCACUUCGGAGUCAGCUUUCAUCAAGAAGACAACAUGAGUGACUCUGAGGACAAGAAGAAGAAGAAGCAUGAAUCAGGGUCCGACAAUUCAGGAUCCGAGUCUGACGGAUCUGGUGGAGGCAAAGGGAAGAAGAAGGACAAGGGGAAAGGAAAGGACAAGAAUAAAGGAAAAGACAAGGGAAGUUCUGAAAAAGGAAAAGGACACAAAAAAGGAGGAAAGAGCUGAAAGAAAAGCUGGAGAGUCUUAAAUAAAUGAAAAUAUCAAUAAAUCUGUUCUGUGAUUUUGA